Monodelphis domestica (gray short-tailed opossum) is the source of this 1232-nucleotide messenger RNA. RefSeq names its product succinate dehydrogenase complex assembly factor 1 (gene SDHAF1). Gene Ontology annotation, cellular component: mitochondrion. Gene Ontology annotation, biological process: mitochondrial respiratory chain complex II assembly. NCBI's taxonomy places the organism in Eukaryota, Metazoa, Chordata, Mammalia, Didelphimorphia, Didelphidae. The record is from RefSeq and is a predicted model, not a curated record.
GCGCGGCGGCCAAUGGGCGGCGGGGGCUCCGGAAGCGCCGGCGCUGGGCCAUUUCUCGUAGCUCUCGGACCUCCGUUAGUUCACGCUGAGCCCCAGAGGCCUAAGUCGGCCCGGAAGGUCUCCCCGCUUGCUGCCCCGCCUCGGCUGGCCAUGAGCAGGCACAGCCGGCUGCAGAGGCAGGUCCUCGGCCUGUACCGCGAGCUGCUGCGCGCCGCGCGGGGCAAACCGGGCGCCGAGGCGCGGGUCCGGGCCGAGUUCCGCGAGCGCUCACGGCUGCCCCGGGGCGACGUGCAGCGUAUAGAGUACCUGUACCGGCGCGGGCGGCGCCAGCUGGAGCAGUUGCGGUGCGGCCACACCACGGCGCUGGGCUACUUCGUGUCGAGGGAAGACCCGGGGCCGCAGCCCGCAACCCGCUCCAAGGAGCUUCCCACGGACACUGACCAGCGCGCGGCCACCGAUCCUGGACACAACCUCCCGCCGUAGACUGACUGGGGAGGAAGGAAGAUCCGAAAAAAAGAAAAAAUCCCCGACACCCCCUGGGCCAACAGGCACAGGUUCUUCCUGGACACUCUCCCUCCUGCACCUUCCAGGCUCUCACCGAAGACUGCUCUUGAUUGCCUGGGGGAAAAGAAAGAAAAGAGCCGGAAAACUCCGAACUCUCCAGAGUUGGACCCUAAGAAGCCCUUGUAGGCCCUGGGAACUCUCUCCCUCCUUCACCUUACAAGCUCCCACCGCAGAAGAGAAAAGCAUGCCAACACCCAGAGUACCCAGACUUUAACCCAAAUCUUCCUAGGACUCCUAGGAGCACCCCCCCCCCCUUUCGGGAUGGCUCAUUCCCUCCUACCUCCACAGCCCUCCAGUCUGUGCUCAAAGGAUCCUCAGGGAGACUCUUGGGGCCUGAUUCUGGGGCUGCUAUUCUCCCCUCCCCCAACAAGAUGGGCCCCAUUUGCCCCCUCUUCUUUCUCCCCUAUUAGAUUGUGGUAGACCUUCUAAGCCCCUGGAGGCAGGGACUGUUUCAUUUUGGUCUCCCCAAUCUGAACACCUGCUCCUGGAGUAAGAAUAAGUUUGUUGUCUUGAUGUAACUGACUCCAUAUUUUACGUGACUUUUUAAAAGUUUUAAAUUCUGCCUUCUCUACCCACUAGACCCCAUUAUACAUGUGAAGUCAUGCAAAACCUAUUUCUACUUUAUGUUGCAAAAAAAAUAAAGCAAGAAAAAUAAAGUGAAAAAAUCA